UUCAGUUCAUUUGGUUGCCAUUAUUGCUGCUAAAGUUGGCUGAACCAGCUUUUAAGUUCAAGUGGGCAAUUAGCUUUUCACAUGGGUUUUAUAUUUAAUUUUAAGAUCUAAAACUAUUUAGUAUGAGAUCUUCACAAAAACAGAAGAAAUCAGGAUGGAGCAAUUUUAUUGUCACAUCACUGUUCUCUUGAAAAAUAAGAUGUCAGCAUGCAUAAGCUUUUUUGUUGUUGUUUUAUUUAUUUUUAUUAGAUCAGCCAUAUUUUUUGAAACACCAGGAAAGGAAAUGGAUAAAAUUCAUGGGAUGACAAAAAAUCAACCUCCACUGCUGCAUGUGCCCUCACAACCUAGCACAUCCUCUGAGGAUCUUUCCAACCAUCCCACAAUGCCUAACCAAGGUACUAAAAGAAAACGUGAUCAUGAAUCAUCUGACUCAGAGCCACCACUGACAACAGAUAUGGAGAUCAUGUUGAAGGCAAAGCAAAUCAUGAAAAGAGUCACUGAUAACUUGGUCCACACAAUCAUUAUGCACAGAGACAUCAUUUCAAAGAUAAAUAAAAUGAAUACUGUUAACAGAAAGAAGGCAAUCAUAGGGAUUUUCGGAAAAUCUGGAGAAGGGAAGAGCUUCCUAUUAAGUGCAAUCUUGGGAAAAAAGAAUCUACUGCCGUCUGGUUGUUUUGGUGCCUGUACAGCUGUUAUUACUCAGGUGGAAGCCAAUCUGACUGACUCCAACUACACAGCAGAGAUCGAGCUCUUCUCUAAAGAGGAGUGGGAGAAAGAGUUGAAAGAUCUUCUUAUAGUUUUAUCAGAUGAAAAUGAGGACAGGAAUGAGGACUUCAUUGAAAUUGCGGAAGAAAAGAUCACUGCACUGUAUGGAGAUGAUGCAGACAAGAAAACAUUAGAAGAGCUCAAGAAAGAUGAAAAAUUUGCUGAGAUUGAAAACUUAUUGUCCAUCAAUAAGGAAACUGGAAACUCAAAGAAGAUCUCAAAAAGCGAUGUCUCUGAAUUUGCCAGUGAUGUUGCACGUUACAUACUGAACAGUGAAGCAUGUUCUGGUGGCUGGUACUGGCCGCUUGUGAAGAGUGUGACAAUCAAGAUACCAGAUUGUCGUGAACUCAUGGAGCACAUUGUGCUUGUUGAUAUUCCUGGGACUGGAGACUGCAACAAGACUAGAGAUGACCUGUGGAAAUCUAAACUGAGAGAGUGCUCUUCUGUGUGGAUUGUAAGUAAUAUCAAUCGAGCAAUCACUGACAGAGACCCCUGGGGGAUAUUAAAGCACUGCAUUGAAGAUCUGGGACCAGGAGGAGAAUGUAAAAGCAUCAACUUCAUCUGUACAAAGACUGAUAACAUGGAUCCAGUAGACUUUAUGAGAGCUGCACGCCUUCCUGAAGAUCAAAUCUCAGAAGAAAAGGAACAGAAAAAAAUGUGCAUAAGUCAAAGAAAUGAACUUGCCAAGACAAGGGUGAAAGAAAAGUUUGAAAAUUCCAAAAUCAAGAAAAGAUUCAGCACUGACAAUGAUUUUCUUCAAGUAUUUACUGUAAGUUCUAAAGCAUUCUUCGACACCAGUUUAAAUCUGGAAUCUAUUGAAACAGAAAUCCCAAAGCUGCAGGAUGAUCUGAGGAGCCUUAACAAGAGCAUUAAUCGAGAACUGACAAGAGAAUAUGUCAAUGAAGCAAAGGGAGUUCUGUCUCUGAUCCAAAGUGUCCAGCUGGAUACAGACAAGAAAACAGCUGAAACGAAACACAGAAUCCGCAUGGAACUUGAAAACAAUCUAAUGAAGGCAUUAAAUGAAUUGGACAAAUAUUUUGACAACAUUUAUAAUGAUUUGGAGCAACGUUUAUCAAAGGGAGUGGAAGAAUCAGUGCAAUCAUGUGUUGCUUCCACAAAGGCAUUUAUAAUGCCGAUAGCCUAUAACACCCUUGAAGCUUUGUGCAGAAAGGGUGGAUGCCACUGCCCGAAAAACAGGGAUAAAGUUCUAAACCUGAACAAGACAUUGGCCAAACACCUUCAUGAAUACAUUGAUGAAGAUUUCUGUCAGAUUUUUUCUAUGAGUGAAAAAACAGGGAAGUCAGUGCAGGAACAGAUUGAUAAAUUCACUAUCAUCCAGAGUGACGCUGCUUACCGCAGAUCUACCAUAUUUCAUUACAUUCAAAACUUCAUCAAGACAGAGGAAACCAAACUGAAAACAUCGCUCAAAAGAUACAUUGUUGACAUGAAGAAGGACAUCUACUCAUCAAUCAAAAAAAGCAUUGUGAAUGAAAUGGUUUCUUGCUAUGAACAAGCUGCAGCUUUCAAAGGACCAGGAUGCUUGAAGAGAAUGCGAAACCUGUUAAUAAACACAGUCGAUAAGAUAAAACAAAACAUGUUUAACAAAGCUAAAAUGGAAGUGCUUAAAAAGUGUGAUAACUUAAAGCUCCACAUAAAGGAUGUUCUUGAAUCAGAACUAAAGAGAGCAAUGGAUCUCUCAAGGUCACAAACCAGCAAAACUAAAUCGAUGGAUGUCUCCAAAGAGAUUGAAGAGCUGGAGGGACUUCUAGAGCAACUGUCUGACUGAUGGCCACCAAGCAAGCAGCACA
Molecule: messenger RNA, 2573 nt
Organism: Sinocyclocheilus rhinocerous
Lineage: Eukaryota; Metazoa; Chordata; Actinopteri; Cypriniformes; Cyprinidae
Product: nuclear GTPase SLIP-GC-like
Exons: 18
Coding region: 155-2551 (798 amino acids)
Molecular function (GO): GTPase activity
Source: RefSeq, a predicted model, not a curated record